AUGAUGGAGGAUAGAGAGGAAGAAUGUGAAGCCGCAGCAGACUUGCGGAAUAAAGCAGAAAGUCGAGCGGCCACUCUUCAAGAGAAACUCGACCGCCGUGGGAAGAAGGAGGUCGCUCAACUUCAAAAAGAAGUGGAAGCAUGGUCCAUCAAAUAUGAAGCCAGAGAGAAAGAUUACAACCAGGCGAUCAAACUGGCCGUUGAGGUGCAGAAUGAAUUGAGGGAGGAGGUCAGAGUCCUCAAAAUGAGAAUUGAUGAAGGAGCGGACGCGGAGACCCUCCGACUCAGGGAGGAAGUUGGACGGCUCCGUCAAGAGCUCCAAAACAAAGAUGACCAAAGUGGACCGGCUUUCCGAGAAGCCCUGGAGAUGGUGAAUGCCGCUAAGGCUGAAACAAAGCGUGUUCAAGUCGAGCUCGACGAACAACGAGCGAGGAACACGGAGGAGAUGAGGAAUUCGGGACAAAAAAUGAUGGAGAUCGAAGAGGAGGGAAGACGCCGGUUUGAAAAGUUUGUGGAAGACGAAGAGAAGAAGCGGAAAGCCAGAGAAGAUGAAUAUGUUGAAGGGUUGAAAAUGGCAAGGAGAAUGGUGGACGAAGCUAAUGCAAAAAGAGAAGAAGCAGAGCGCACCGCAGCAGUCACCCGAAAAAGUGCUCAGGGGGAGGUCGAUGCUCCACUGAAGCUCAAAUAUGAGCUCAAAAACCAAGAGGUUGAAGAUUUGAAGGAGAAGGUGAGAUCGAUGUCGAAGAAACUCUCCAAUCCGGAGCACAAGAAGCAGGAAAUUCGAGAAUUGAGAGAAAACCUGGCAGCGAUGUCAGAGGAGUUGAGCAAUCUGAAGAGGGAGAAUCUGGCUCUCCGAACAGAUAGAGAUGGAGUCAUCACGGUAGACUGA
Molecule: messenger RNA, 888 nt
Organism: Caenorhabditis remanei
Lineage: Eukaryota; Metazoa; Nematoda; Chromadorea; Rhabditida; Rhabditidae
Exons: 13
Coding region: 1-888 (295 amino acids)
Source: RefSeq, a predicted model, not a curated record